Osmerus eperlanus (European smelt) is the source of this 3375-nucleotide messenger RNA. It is a transcript of the gene pfkfb3, whose product is annotated as 6-phosphofructo-2-kinase/fructose-2,6-biphosphatase 3. The coding region runs from base 265 to 1875 and encodes 536 amino acids. The transcript has 17 exons. NCBI's taxonomy places the organism in Eukaryota, Metazoa, Chordata, Actinopteri, Osmeriformes, Osmeridae. Gene Ontology annotation, cellular component: cytosol. The record is from RefSeq and is a predicted model, not a curated record. Gene Ontology annotation, biological process: fructose 2,6-bisphosphate metabolic process; fructose metabolic process. Gene Ontology annotation, molecular function: 6-phosphofructo-2-kinase activity; fructose-2,6-bisphosphate 2-phosphatase activity; ATP binding.
AGGAUCUGGGACACAGACCGGUAGAUUAUUUCACCGACAUAGACUGACCGGCAUCAGAAAAGCAUCGGAAAACGCUUAUUGCCAAGGAUUUCUAUUGACAGAUUACAACUGUUGAGACUAAAACUAACUAAAAAUCUGAAUUUGAUUUGUAGUUUGAUUUCACUGCGUUGAUCUGAUCUUCUUAAUCGACUGUACUGGGGGGCGUUUAUUGGAAUUGAUACACGGGGAAAUCGAAGUUCUUUCGUCUUCAUCUCUCUUCAAGGAAUGCCAAGAGAGCUGACUCAGAACAGAAUCCAAAAGAUCUGGAUUCCAUCUAAAGAUGAUAAACCAGCUGUACCCAAGAGAGCUGGUGGGGGCCCACACCUGGCCAACCCCCCCACGGUUAUUGUGAUGGUGGGUCUGCCAGCUCGGGGGAAAACCUACAUGUCCAAGAAACUGACCCGCUACCUCAACUGGAUUGGCAUGCCCACCAAAGUCUUCAACGUGGGGGAGUACCGUAGAGAGGCGGUCAAAAACUACAGUUCCUACGACUUCUUCAAGUCUGACAACGAGAAUGCCGUGAAGAUUAGACAACAGUGUGCCUUGGCUGCACUCCGAGACGUCAAGUGCUAUUUGACAGAGGAGGGGGGACAAGUGGCGGUGUUUGAUGCUACAAACACGACGCGCGACAGGCGAGACAUGAUCCUGGAUUUCGGCAGCGAGCACUGCUUCAAGGUUUUCUUCAUUGAGUCUGUGUGUGAUGAUCCUAGUGUCAUCGCCUCAAAUAUAAUGGAAGUGAAGGUGUCCUGCCCGGACUACCAGGACUGCAACAAGACAGACGCCAUGUUGGACUUCCAGAAAAGGAUUGAGUGUUACAAAGCUCACUACGAGCCCCUGGACCCUGAUGAGUAUGACAGGGAUCUGUCCUUCAUUAAGGUGAUCGACGUGGGCAGGCGCUUCUUGGUGAACCGCAUCCAGGACCACAUCCAGAGUAAGAUCGUGUACUACCUGAUGAACAUCCACGUCCAGCCCAGGGCCAUCUACCUCUGCAGGCACGGGGAGAGCAUGCACAACCUGCAGGGACGCCUGGGGGGCGACUCGGGACUGUCUUCACGGGGCAAAAAGUUUGCGGCUGCCCUGUCAGGGUUUGUGGAGGAGCAGAACCUGAAGGGUCUGAAGGUGUGGACCAGCCAGAUGUGUCGCAGCAUCCAGACCGCUGAGGACCUCGGGGUGCCCUACGAGCAGUGGAAGGCCCUCAACGAGUUAGACGCUGGGGUGUGUGAGGAGAUGACCUAUGAGGAGAUCAAGGAGAAAUAUCCAGAUGAGUUUGCUCUCAGAGACCAGGACAAGUUCUACUACCGCUACCCCACAGGAGAGUCCUACCAGGACCUGGUGCAGCGUGUUGAGCCGGUCAUCAUGGAGCUGGAGAGGCAGGAGAACGUUCUGGUCGUCUGUCACCAGGCGGUCAUGCGUUGCCUGCUAGCCUACUUCCUGGACAAGAGUGCAGAUGAGAUGCCGUACCUGAAGUGCCCGCUUCAUACUGUGCUGAAACUCACCCCCAUGGCUUAUGGGUGCAAAGUGGAGUCCAUCUCGCUGAAUGUGGACGCUGUGAACACACACAGAGACAGACCUGAGGAGGUGAAGAAGGGUCCUGGUACUCUGUUGAGGAGGAACAGUGUGACCCCCCUGACCAGCCCGGAGCCCAACAUCAAGAAGUCCCGCAUUGACGAGCUGGACGAGCCCCCCCUCCAUGAGCUGCCCCCCUCGCUGUCCCUCUGCUCCCCCACGCUCCUCCCCCUCUCCCUGGCUGGACAGCACUGGCUGGGGAAAGUUUGCCUACGCACCAUCCUUCAUUAUCUGAAAGUGGUCUCUCUCUUAGUGUUCCAAAGAACCUGAAGAGGAAGUCUACGGACAGUCAUGAAGUCUUUCAGCUCUGCCAAUGAGACGCCAGAUAUCCCGGGAAGUGACAAGUGUGUUGCCACGGCGUUCGUCCCUUCCUCUCUCUGGACAUCCCAGAGACAUCUCAUUUCUGUUUCCUUCUCAGACCUGAGAGUGUGCUCUGCUGUCUGCCAGGGGGCCACCUGCUCUGAUGCUCAGAAUGGGGAAGGAAGAGCUGACCAGUAAAAACAUCUAAAGCUCUGUCAGAGAGCCAAGCAAAGGAACUUUACCGUUCCAGAAAGGGGCUUUCUACAAAAUCAAAUACAACCUCAUGCGCAACAAACGUCAUGUAAAAUUUGGACUGACUAAAGCUGUGUUCCUGAUCUUGUCACAACUGACCUCAUCCGGAUCCACAUUCUCAUUUCUCUGUCGUUGCUCCUCUUGCGAAGAACUGUUGUCAUGGCAUUGUUCUUAGAAUUGAUGUUAGAUCAUUCUGUUCCUUGUAGAAUUCCAGUUUAGACUGGUUUGAUGUGCAAUCAGCCCGCUCUUUCUUUGAACAAGAAUCCAACCAAAGAACACGAAGCCGGUGGAGUUCUACUGUGCACAUUAUUUAAGAAAAAACUUUGUUCGGAUUAUUACAAAGAAGGUCAUGCAUUUUCAGUUUGAUUACUUUUGUAAUCAGUUAUCAUUUUGUUCAGUGUAUGUGUGAAAGUACGGUGUGUUGUUGGUGUGUGGCCACACAGUGGUUGUGUUUAUCUCUGCAUCUUGAGAGGUAUGAAGGAGAUUAUCAUUUAAACCUAGAGUGCCUAGUGCUUGUCCUGCAAAGUCAAAGCUGCUUAAUGUACAGUACAGCCCAUAUCAAUAGACUCAGCUGCCUACCCACCUGCAGACAGAUCUUCAGACACUGCACAUAGCCUAUGACAUAUCACUGUACAGAUACGCUUUUUUUAAAUAUAUUUUUCUUUUUUUGUUGUUGCUUGAUUUUGAAAUCAGUGCUGAUCAUCUGAGUGGGACCCUGAUCUGUGUGGUUGUCCCAAAACCAGGGGAAAUGUCAUUGCAUGUGUGAGCGCCUAUAUUUUUGUUAUAACAUGUUAAUCUGUAAUUAGCUUUUGUAAAUAGCAUUGUACAUAUGAGGAUGGAAGGAAGCUGGAGGCCGAACAGUGUACAGGAAUUUCUGAAGUGUGAUUUGGAUUGAUUCAAGAAAGGAAGUAUGAAAGAGCCAGCCAGAGGAUCUAUUUUACUGCUACGGCUGACUGAUAAAACAAAUUAUGAUAAAAUGACAAAUGAUAUAACUAUGUCUUUAAAUGGCUGUAAUACUUUUGUUUGCUUCUGAUACUUGAACUCAGUUUUUUUUGUAAGAAAUGUUUUCUUAAACUAUUUAUUUGUUUGUAGAUUUUGAUGAUAGUAGAGAGAGAGUGGCACUGUGUUUCAUACCUGAGGAUCAUCCACUACCUGACAAUGACACAUGUACAUUCUGCUUUCACUGGACCAAUAAAACUACAGAAAAUGUAAUCUUUA